Molecule: messenger RNA, 2499 nt
Organism: Blepharisma stoltei
Lineage: Eukaryota; Ciliophora; Heterotrichea; Heterotrichida; Blepharismidae
Source: the annotation of a GenBank genome assembly
AUGGAAAGAAGGCCUUUAUUAGAAAUCGAGGACGAAGAUCCUUGCAGCAGAAAAGAAAAGAUUAAGUUUUUCAUUUUUGUAGUGCUUUUAUUGGCUUGUUCGAGCUUUAUUUAUGAUUUGCCGUCUGCGUUACAAGUUGAGAUUAUGGAAGAAUGCAAAAUGAGUGCUUUGACUUAUAUUUAUUUUUACGUUUAUACUUAUUAUGGGAUUGCGUUUUCAAAUAUGUUUGGAGGGAUUAUUACUGAUGUAUUUGGAUUGAGGAAAAGCAUUAUUAUGUUUACAACUGGGAUUAUUUUUGGACAAUAUAUAGUCGCUAUCGGACUCCAUAAUCAAAUUAUUUGAGUUUGCAUUAUUGGUAGACUUAUUAUUGGUAUGUUUUAUCAAGUGCAAUAUCAGGCAGUUCUAACCCUUGUUUUACUAUGAUUUAAAGAAAGAAGAAAGUGACUUGUAUUUUUUAUGAAUUUUGGGAUGGGAAAUUCAUUAAGUUAUAUCAUCUUGCCCAUAAUUUCUAACUCAGUCGGUUUAGUCCCUUCUUUAAGCAUUGCUCUUAUCAUUUGCUCUGCUGGAUUAAUUUUUGGCUGCAAGUUAUUCAAAUAUGACAUGAAAAGAGAUGACAUGCUAUGCGACUAUUCAAUUAAAUCAAUGUCUCCUGUCUAUAGAGUUAGAAAAGAGCUAUUUAGAAUGAAUAAUCGAGAGUACUCGACUUUUAAGGUUGCUUUCUAUUUGAUCUAUGCAACGGUAUUUAUGUUUAUAAAUAUUUCUAAUGGAUAUUUUCAAUAUACUUUUGAAAUAUCAAAUAUAGAAUCCGGAUAUACUAUUCAAAAUAAAUAGAAAUAUAUGCGUUUGGAUUAGUGAAUUUUUUAAUAAAAAAAAGAAUAACUAUUCGCAACAGGAGUUUUUUUUAUUGAUUAAAAAUAGAAUCUAUAAUUUGCACAUUCCAUAUUAUUAUCGCAAUUUUAGUCCCCUUUUUUGAUAAAUGAAAUUCUUCUGGCUCAAAUAGAAAAUUAGUGCUUUUAUUUUCAAUUAUUAUAAUUAGUUUGUCUAUUCUUAUUUUUGCUUUGGCAUCUUGGUUGAAAAUGCUUUAUUUAGCUGUAAUUGAUAUUUUCAUUUUAGGAGUUGGGUACUCUUUAUAUGUGUCUUUUAUGUGAAAUGCUGCUUUACAUGUUAGAGUGAUCAGGAAAAUAAACGGAUACCUCCUUAUCAAUCAAAACGUUUUGACUGGGCUAUCUUUUCUGAUUAUAAUAUGAGUCGAAAAUACAGAUAAACAGAAAGAAUUUUAUGAUGUGGUUAUUAGCAUUUUCUUUUGUUUAUCUCUACCUUUGUUAAUUUUAACAGCUCUUUCGUUCAAAUUUAUAAAAAAUUAUCAAGGAUUGUUAGAUAUAGAUGAACCGUCGAAUACAGAGUAUAGCAAUUUGUUGCUGAAUGAUAGGUUUGUUAAAGGCCCAGAAAUGAUAUCACGAUUUUAUUUCGACAAUAUAAUUAAAGAAUCCUGCUGCACCCCUGAAUUAAAAUGAAAAAUCAAUGAUGAAAUUCUCACUCCCCCCCCCCCCUCCGUGAGCGAACAAAACCAUUAGAAAAAUCGCCAUUUUUUGACCAAAAACCCACCCUCCGUGAGUGAACAAAAAUUUUUUUAAUAGAAAAAUUUUAAUGGAAAAAAAUUUGGAUAUAUAAGUGAUAAUUAGUAUAAUGAAAUCUAGAGCUAAUUCUGUUUAAUUUUAAACAAAUUGCGUUUUAAAACAUAAAUUUUGCAAAUUAAAAUUAAUAUUUGCUUCCCAAUUUUGCAAAUUAGGAUUUUUUAAAAUUUCGAAAAAAAUAUUUUUUAUAAAAUUUAUAUAUAAAUUUUUUUUAAAAAAAAAAAAUAACCCCCCUCCGUGAGCGAACAAAAUUUUUUUGUUCGCUCACGGAGGGGGGGGGGGAGUCAGCAAUUUUAAAAUAGAAAAUAAUGCGAAAUCUGCCAUGCUUAAAACCAAUAUAAAUGUAAUCACACUUAUUUCUGAACAAGCUUUACCCUUAAACUCUACAAGCUAUAUAGAGAUUUUUCACACAAAUUUAGCUAGCUUAAAUUAUGAAGUUGAGAUAGGCAUUAUAGAAGAAAAGCCCUUAGGCUCUAUGAGAUUUCUUUUUUCUGAUGAAGAAAAUAGUUGAGGAAUUUUUAUCAACCAUAAAAUGAAUGCACGAUCUUUUAACUUCCCUCAAUUGCAAUAUUCUGGUAAAGGAGGAAUUGUGGGGUUACUCGUUGACACAGCAAAAGGAAAAAUUAAAUUUCUUAUAAAUGGGAAAUACUUUGGGGUUGCUAUAAACGAUAUAGAAAUCAGUCGAAAAGCACUCCAUGUCGCUGUUUCUAUGUGCCAUUCACAAACAAAAUGCGAAUUUUUUGUUACCAGAUUAGGAUAUUUAAUUAGAAGAAGAGGAAUUUUAUACGUCAGGCUUAAAUCAAGAAAUUCUUGGAUUAAUAAGAUUCCUGAUGGAAUGUUUAGAGAAAUUGUUAGCUACUUAUAA